AUGUUGACCACAGUGUUUCUGUCAGCGCUCCUGAUGCUGGGAUUUGUUGGAGGGGCAGCGGCGUCUGACCUCUACAGGAAAUCAAUCCACAGCGAUAAAACUUUGUUGGGGGGUGAAGACGGGAGACAAACAGUGAGGAGACUGCCGCACCAACAAACAAAAAGUGAAAUCCGAAAGAGUUUGGAUCUGGAGAGCUUCCACAUGCGCGUGACCCCGACCACCAGCAAAAUCAGCCUCCCGACCAUCAUCAAGCUCUACCCGCCCACUGUCAAGCCUGGCCACAUGCACGCCAACAUGCCCAUGCGCUUCGGGAGACAGAUCGACCCCGAUGAGGACAAGGCACCAAACUCCCCCAACAUGCCGCAGAGGUUUGGACGCUCCCGGGGGCGAAUGUGCACCAAGUGUCCUCCUGUCCACCUAGCACCAAACCCAGGGCUGCCUCAGAGAUUUGGGAGAAGGAGUCUUUACUGGAGCCUCCUUCAGACUAUGGCCACUGAGCACCUCCUUAAAACUGGAUUGCACUGGGCUGAAGACUUCACAUCUAGCUCAGAGGUGGAAAUGGAAGAAAAUUCCAUGUUUAAAGUCAAAGUUUAA
Pleuronectes platessa (European plaice) is the source of this 594-nucleotide messenger RNA. RefSeq names its product neuropeptide VF precursor (gene npvf). The transcript has 3 exons. Gene Ontology annotation, biological process: negative regulation of gonadotropin secretion; neuropeptide signaling pathway. NCBI's taxonomy places the organism in Eukaryota, Metazoa, Chordata, Actinopteri, Pleuronectiformes, Pleuronectidae. Bases 1 to 594 code for a protein of 197 amino acids. Gene Ontology annotation, molecular function: signaling receptor binding. The record is from RefSeq and is a predicted model, not a curated record.